This is a messenger RNA of Panicum hallii, 4529 nucleotides long. RefSeq names its product DEAD-box ATP-dependent RNA helicase 40-like. Gene Ontology annotation, cellular component: nucleus; ribonucleoprotein complex; cytoplasm. The transcript is spliced from 8 exons. NCBI's taxonomy places the organism in Eukaryota, Viridiplantae, Streptophyta, Magnoliopsida, Poales, Poaceae. The coding region runs from base 259 to 4326 and encodes 1355 amino acids. The record is from RefSeq and is a predicted model, not a curated record. Gene Ontology annotation, molecular function: RNA binding; ATP binding; RNA helicase activity.
AAAAAAUCGCGUGCGAGCGCAAACGAUUCUUCCCGGUUCCCACUUCCCUUCUCCCCCACCCCGCGGCCGCUAGGGUUUUAUCCUGCUCGCCUGCUCGCUGCUCCCUCCUGGCGGAGGAGGCGCCGGAGGCAUCGCGCUUCGAUCCCCACUCCCGGACCCGUCGAUUCCGCCUCUCAAUCUGGGAAAUUCCGUCAUGGUCGCUGCAUAGGUCGGCAGGCAUUGGGAGGAGAGGCGAGAAGAGGGCUCCUCUUGCUGGACAUGGCGGCUCAGGAGGCGGCUGCGGCCUCUGCGGAUGCGUCCGGCCCUCGGUUUGCCCCUGAUGACCCGACGCUCCCCGCGCCCUGGAAAGGGCUGAUUGACGGCGCGACACUGUACUACUGGAACCCGGAGACGAAUGUGACCCAGUACGAGAAGCCCGCUGCUGCGGCGGCAGCACCCCCCUUACCUGCGGGUCCUCCGCCAGCGACCCCUGUGCAGGUUCCAGAACCGGCACCAGGGGCUUCACAGCCUGGCUUGCAGUUUGGCCAAGUUGGGCAGGCAACACACCAGGAGCGACCUGGCCAGGCAGUUUAUCCUCAGCCUGUCCAGCUUGGGCGUCAGCAGCAGACUCAACAGCCGGCCCAGCAGCAGCAGUUUCAGCAUGUUCCUCAACAUCAAGCUUCGUUUCAGCAAGUGCCAUAUCAGCAACAGCAGCCGCACAUGCCAAAUCAGCCACCUCAAUACCCGAACCCGCAGCAACAGCAGCCGCACAUGCCAAGUCAGCCACCUCAAUACCCGAACCCGAAUCGUCAACAUAUGCCAUACCAGCAGGGUCCUUACAUGCAACCCCAGCAGCAACAGCAAGGCCCACCGUAUCCAUAUCAGGCAGACCAACAGCCACUGCCGCAAGCUGCUUACAAUCAAGGUCAAGGUCAGCAGCCACCGACACCUCAAGCUGCUUACAAUCACGGGCAAGGUCAGCAGCCACCAAUGCCACAAUCUUCCUACAAUCAAAGUCAGCAGCCCGUGAUACCACAAUCUGUCUACAAUCAAGCUCAACAGCCACAAAUGCCACAUGGUGCUUAUAAUCAAAGUCAGCAGCCGCAAGGGAUGAGGAUUCCUCAGAAUCAAGUGCAACACCCUCAACAAUCUCCGAGCUUUCACCCUGUCCAGACUCCGCAGUUGCCGCAAGUUUCUCAAUCUCAAGGACUUCAAAUGCCCUCUCAACAAGGUCAACUGCAGCAUGGAUUGCAGUUCUCUCAGCACGGAAAACAGCCACUGUCACAUGGGCAACAAAGUCCGUUGUUGAAGGAUGAUGAUGUGGGAGGUCAUGAAGGCAAGAGGACUGGCUUUUCAUUACCACUUAGUCAGCAGCGUGGCCAAGCUCCUCUUUCAAACCAGCAGUUAAUUUCUAGUCAUCAAUAUCCUGGAGCUGUUAAUCAGCCAAAUAUACCUGGAGUCGGUGGGCCACUAUAUCCUGCAAAGCAUCUUCAUGGUGGAUCAUCUCCUGCUGAGACUAAUAACAUGGGUUUAAUGAACUCACCUGGUCAGAUGCAUCAAGGUGCAGUUCCAAAUCAUAUUGGUCCAUCACCAGUUCGUCCUCCAAUGGGUUUCGAGAUGGGUAAUAGGGAUGGUCACUUUGAAAGAGAUGACCCUCACCCCUAUGGAAGAUUUGAUGGGGCAAAUACUCUCCAGCAGCAGCCAAAGCUUGCUGCUGUCCCACCUUCACAAACACCCCUGCAGGGCAUGCGAAAUGGCCCACCUUAUCCUCAGGCAGACAAUUUUGGUGGUUAUAACAUGGCACCUCCACAUUCAGUGCCAAAUCCACAUAAUCAUGGUCCAUUGCCUAUCGGAGCUUCUAUGAGGCCACCAUCAAGAAUGUUUGGCCCCCCAGAUUUCCCGGGCAUAUCUUCAGCUGAUGCAUACCGUCAGCACCAUGAAGUCACUGCCAUGGGUGAGAAUGUUCCUGCUCCAUUUAUGACAUUUGAGGCUGCUGGAUUCCCUCCUGAGAUCCUGAGAGAGAUUCACGCAGCUGGCUUUUUAAAUCCCACUCCAAUUCAAGCUCAAACAUGGCCUGUUGCACUGCAAAACCGGGACAUAGUAGCUAUUGCCAAGACAGGAUCUGGAAAGACACUGGGAUACCUAAUUCCGGCUUUUAUACAUUUGAGGAGAUGCCACAACAAUCCGAUGUUGGGUCCUACAGUGUUGGUUUUGGCCCCUACACGUGAGCUUGCUUCACAAAUACAAGACGAAGUAGUCAAGUUUGGUCGAUCAUCUAGAGUCUCCUGCAUAUGCCUAUAUGGUGGAGCUUCAAAGGGUCCUCAGCUAAGAGAACUUGAGCGUGGAGCAGAUAUUGUGGUAGCAACACCAGGACGUCUUAAUGAUAUCCUGGAAAUGAAGAAGAUUAGCCUCCAUCAGGUUUCAUUACUUGUGCUUGAUGAAGCUGACCGUAUGCUUGACAUGGGUUUUGAGCCACAGAUACGGAAGAUUGUGGAUGAGAUUCCUCGUACUAGACAGACUCUGAUGUACACUGCCACUUGGCCCAAGGAGGUUACAAAAAUAGCUGGGGAUUUACUGAGAGAUCCUGUCCAGGUCAACAUUGGCAGCAUCGAUGAACUUGUUGCCAACAAAUCCAUCACUCAGUAUGUAGAGGUGGUUCCACCUAUGGACAAGCAGCGACGCCUAGAGCAGAUCCUUAGAGAUCAAGAAAGGGGUUCAAAAAUCAUCAUAUUCUGCUCUACUAAGAAAAUGUGUGAUCAGCUUGCUCGUGGUAUUGGUCGCAGUUUUAAUGCUGUGAGCAUUCAUGGUGACAAGUCACAGACUGAAAGAGACAAUGUUCUCAAUCAGUUUCGAACUGGCAGGGCUCCAAUAUUAGUAGCCACAGAUGUUGCUGCUCGUGGACUUGAUAUCAAAGAUAUCAGAGUGGUCAUCAAUUAUGACUUCCCAACUGGGAUAGAGGACUAUGUGCAUCGCAUUGGGCGUACAGGAAGAGCUGGGGCAACUGGAGUCUCAUACACGUUCUUCUCUGAGCAGGAUUGGAAAUAUGCUGGUGAUUUGGUGAAACUCUUGGAAGGUGCUAACCAGCAUGUUCCUCCACAGCUGCUGGAUAUGGCUGCACGAGGUGCUACUGGAGGUCUAAGAAACCAGGCUGCUGGAAUGAGCCGCUGGGAUGGGCCUGGUGGUGGUCGUAUUGAACCAGGUAUUGGUGGCCCUGUCGGUUAUGGUGGAGUUAGGGAGGGCCCUGGAGGUUUUGGCAGUCGUGAGGGCCCAGGUGGAUUUGGUGUUCAUGAGGGCCCAGGCGGUUUUGGUGGCCGGGAUGGCCCUGAUGGUUUUAGUGGUCGGGAGGGUCCUGGUGGAUUUGGUGGCACGGAGGGUCCUGGUGGCUUUGGUGGCAGAAAGGGCCCAGGUGGCUUCGGUGGCCGGGAUGGCCCUGGGUCUGGUAGUUUUGGAGGUAGAGGGGGACGUGGAUCUGGUGGUUUUGGCGGUAGAGGUGGAGCAAGCCCUGGUGGCUUCGGUGGUCGUGGUGGCAGGGGUGAUUCUCCUGGUUUUGGUGGGCGUGGCAGGGGUGAUUCUCCUGGUUUUGGUGGGCGUGGCAGGGGUGACUUCCCCGGUUUUGGUGGGCGUGGUAGGGGUGAUUCUCCCGGUUUUGGUGGACGAGGUAGGGGAGAUUUCUUUGGUGGACGUGGUGGCAGGGGUCGUGGAUUUGGCGGGAGGGGACGUUCUGACCGAGGUCCACAUGACCGGUACAUCUCAGAUGGACGGGGAAGGUAUGAUAACCGUCGAGGAUUUGGCGACAAGGGUAGGGACCGGAGCUACAGCCGCAGCCCGGGUAGAGGCCGAUCACGAGGCUAUGACAGAAGAAGUGAUAGCAGGAGCCUUAGUAGGAGCAGAAGCCGCAGCAGGAGCUGGUCACGUAGCAGGAGCCGCAGCAGGAGCUGGAGCCGUAGUCGGAGCCGCAGCAGCAGUCGGAGUCGCAGCAGGAGCAGGAGCCGUGACCAUGGUGCAGCACCGGAACGCAGGCCCCGAGCAAGAUCCGGAUUCGAUGUGCUGCCACCAGCAACUGGGGCAGCCGGACCUGUACCUGUACCUGUAUCUGGACAAGCAGUAUCUCCUGUUCCUUCACUCGCACAUACAGGGUCACUCACUGAUACAUCUGCAAUGUCGCCAAUGUCACCCGGUGGACUGGUCCAGCAGGCUGCUGCACCAUUAAACAGCAUGAAUGAUGGUAACUUUAGUGGUCCACAAGCUGGCCAACCUUUCCAUGGGACUGACGCUGCAAUACCCAGCUUUCCUGCUGCCGAAAAAUUUCCAGGCUCUGCAGUUCAGCAGGCAGCUCCUGAUGUGUAAUGAGACUAAUAUUCACUAUUGUACCGCCUUUUUCCCUCUCUCUAGUCCGGUGCACAAUUAGGAAUGAGUUUCUUGCAGAACAGGGGUAGUUUCAAUGAGUUGAUGUUUCCUGGAGAUGACAUGGUUCUGUAUGGUCUUGUUUGUGCUAAGAAGCCAAAAAAAAAAGUCAUCCGUAAUCGUAUGAAAUUCUUUGUUUGCAUGCU